AUGGAUCGGCGGCCGCAGGGGCUCGUCACGCGGGUCCUCGACGGAAUCAACAGAGAAGCCAUGGGGGCAUUGAGAAUUCUGUGGGGGGCGCUCCGGAUCUCCCUCAGGAACUGGAACCUCUCCCUGCCCAUCAUCGCCGCCGUUCUGCUUCUCUCGUCUCUCCUCUCCCUCUCCCAGCUCCUCCUCUUCGACGCCCCUUCUCUUCUGCAGGUACCGCCCCCUUUUCAGGUGGCCGGAGGAGUCCUCAGGUGGCCGCUGCCGGCGUCCUACUCCAAUUUCCCGGCGUGGAACAACGUCCUGGUGUUCGCAGAUUUCGGCUUCCUGGUGGCCCGCUGGAGCUUGGAUCUCUUCUCGGUGACGGCGACCGUCUUCGCAGCGUCGGCGGCACACAGAGAGGAGCGCCCCUUCCUGAGGGAUCUACACCGGCGGAUCAGGAGGGAGUGGAGAGGCCCCGUGGUCACCCAGCUCUGCGUGGUGAUUCUCCGAACUGGUUACCGGGGUCUCGCGGAGCUCUUCGCCGACGCGCUGCUCCCCGUGGCCGCCGGCGCGACGGGGCUGCUGCUGGCGGCGCUGGGGGCACUGCUGGGCCUCGCCAGCGGCUUCCUCUACUACUUCCUGGACGUCGCUUGGGAGUCGAGUCUUGCCGCCGCCGCCGUCGAUAGCUGCGCCGGGUUUCGCGCGCUGGGUCUGGCGGGGGAGAUGACGGAGGGGCGGCGCCUCCGGGGGAUGAUCCUGGUUCUUAUUAACCAGGCAAUGACCGAUGCCGCCUCACUGUUCGCCGAUCCCGCCGCGGGCUUGAUCGCGCCGGGAGCAGCCAGACUGUCGCUCGAGCUCGUCUUCGGGAACGUAGUGGAGCUCCUUCGCUUGCUCAGACUGGUGGCGUUCACCGUCCUCUACUGCGACUACAGGAGGAGGAGCCGGCCGGAGGAGGGAGACGACCGGGGUCAGUACUCAAGGUUGACCGGUUCUCCUCAGCGUUGA
Molecule: messenger RNA, 981 nt
Organism: Spirodela intermedia
Lineage: Eukaryota; Viridiplantae; Streptophyta; Magnoliopsida; Alismatales; Araceae
Source: the annotation of a GenBank genome assembly